AUGUUGGGCCUUCGGUAUGCUCUGGGUCUCGAUAGGGCAUGCGAUCUGCAAGAUAGCAAAUGCUCGGUAAGACCUAGGGCACCGGUGUGGUACCGGCCGAAGGCUCUCCGAUGCUUAAGUAAGUACGGAUUUAGUAAAGUUGAAUUACAGAUCAAUAGGCAGUAUGCCAUUUUCGAUGUGGGACUGUGGACAUCAAUUGUGAGCUUGCCACGUGUCCUAGAGAAGGAGGUUGCCCUAAUUGUUGGAUCGGGAUCUGGCAAGCUUGAAGCCUUCAUCGAGAAAAGGCGCAGGAAGAAUGCUGCAAAAGAUCACAGAUUCAUGCCAUACCAUGUUGACAUCGUUGAAAACCCAACCCCCACAACGUCAUCCGGCAUCGUCACAAACCUUCGAUCUACGAAACUCAGGUGGUUGGGUCAUCGCCGACCUCGAAAACUGAGCGACGUCGUCGCAAACCCAGAUGCCGAAUAUGCCAUUAUGUAUCUGACGAUGCGCAGAUCUCCUCCUCGAAUCGCCGACCUCACCAUCAGAAUGAGGGGGUCCAGAUCUAUUGGCUACAUGUUGUGUCGCCGACCUCACAUAGAGACAGAGAGAGACGGAGGCAGAGCGAUAGGCGAGGUGGCUAGGGCUCUGGUAUUGGCUAGGGCUAUAUCUAAAAUGCUUUAUAAUCCCUCGGUUUUUACAUCGAUCUUUGAUUCCAUUGUUACUGAGGCCUUGUUAUGA
Messenger RNA from Prunus armeniaca (apricot), 720 nucleotides. NCBI's taxonomy places the organism in Eukaryota, Viridiplantae, Streptophyta, Magnoliopsida, Rosales, Rosaceae. The record is from the annotation of a GenBank genome assembly.